Messenger RNA from Fusarium venenatum, 471 nucleotides. Lineage: Eukaryota; Fungi; Ascomycota; Sordariomycetes; Hypocreales; Nectriaceae. The record is from RefSeq and is a predicted model, not a curated record.
AUGGGGGCGGGGGGUAUCUCCACUCUCGCUGCUCAUUCCAGUAGAGGUAAAGUGAGAAUUGUAAGAUUUGACGGCCCGGACAGCCGAAACCAUCUUCCUCGUGGUACAAUUAGCCGAAGACACGUUCAAAUGAGUCGACAGUCGAAUGCCGGGUGGUGGCACAAACGGCACGCCACCCGAGGAUCUUACGGUAACAAUAGCCACGAGGCCACGGAGCUGAGGUUGAUCGUUGCGACGAGCCAAGACAUUGCUAAACUCUCGGCAAGUAUCUGCCGAAUGGGCCAUCCAUUUACCAUAGAAACCCAUCAAGUCCAAAAGGCCCGAUGGUUCUGUCAAACUAUCAUCUGCUCUCUGUUUAGCAAAUGGCAAAUGGCGGAGAGUCGGCCAGAAACUACCGGGGCUGGAGCCUCAGCCUCCACAAUGCCAUUAAUCUUGCCAGGAGGCUGGGAGACCAUGCUCCAGGGUAAUUAA